UUGGUCAGGGAAUCCUAACAGGUUGGUAGAAAAACUUUGUUUCUGCCAGUUUUAAGAAAUGGCUUUCUGUUUCUAUCUCGGCCUUCUCCUAAUGCUGGUCAAUACAUCAUAUUCUGAAAAUAGCACAACUGUGACUACUACAACUGUGGCUACUACACCAGAUCCAUUGUGUCAGUCCAAAGAUGACUAUGAGAGAUGUGACACACCUGGAAAGGACUGCUCCCAGAAUGGCCAGUGCUACUGCAAAAGUAAAAAGUCAUAUUGCAGAUGUCACAACUACAAGCAAGAAAAUGAAGAUUUUUGGUACAUAGGAGAAAACUGCCAACAACUGUGGAGCCUGACAACAUUGAUUUUAGUUGCCACUUUGCCAGGACUGUCUUUAGCUAUCCUUGUUGGGGUCAUAAUACAGUGUUUCUACUACUUUAAGAAGCCAGAAAAACAAGAGGAUUUUGAAGAGGCAAAUGAGUACACAUCGAUGGAAAUUCCCCGUUGCAAACAAUCGACAAGCAGUAUGUUUCAAAACCAAGCAUUUCAACCAGCACCAAUGCAGCAGGAGCAAAGGAGACCCCAGCCAAUGCCGAGUGUUCCAUGUAAUGAAGCUGAGAACAGAUUCCAUAACCUGCAAAGACAUCCGUCAAACUGGGUGCAGCCACAUAAUCCUCCACUCAGCAAGGAGACACCCUACUCUAGACAGUUUUCACAAAAUGAUUACUCAAACAAUGUACAGAACAAUGCGCACCCUCCUCACUUCACUCCUUACAAAGAGCAUUUGGAAGGAUUUGAUGAGGAGUAUGUGCAGUCACUACCAAUCGGCCCCAGACGACAGAUGAUGAGUGGUGGCAUACCAGUAUUCCCUCCUAAUGAGGACAACUUUUCCAGGACUAUGUCAACUGAUUAUCGCAUGCAGAAGGGAUUGCCUAGGGUGCAAAUACCCACAAGAGCCAUGCACAUGUACUGAUACUGGUAUUCGCCUGAAAAUGAGCAGAAGGGGACAAUACUCUUCAUAACAGUCCCUCUGAAUAUUUAGAACUAAUACAAUAUUUAACAACACAAUUGUAAAUAUAAGUAGUGUACUCUGUAAUAAAUCAGCAUUUUCAGUUGUUUUCUAAAGAAAA
Erpetoichthys calabaricus (reedfish) is the source of this 1115-nucleotide messenger RNA. RefSeq lists its product as uncharacterized. The record is from RefSeq and is a predicted model, not a curated record. The transcript has 7 exons. Bases 59 to 958 code for a protein of 299 amino acids. NCBI's taxonomy places the organism in Eukaryota, Metazoa, Chordata, Cladistia, Polypteriformes, Polypteridae.